AUGGCGGAACUGUCCUGUGAGCUUUGGUGGUCUGGAGGUUGGGUAUAUCCUACAGGAUCAUGUCCCGACAGCAGAUACGCCCGAGCAAACGGUCACAUAAAGGCAGAAAUUGACCCAGUGAAGGCACCAGAGACGGCUGAAAAUAUCAGGGAGUAUACUGGCAGAGACCAUCUAGUUAGCAAGAGGCAGGUUGGCCAUUUGCCUGGAGGGCAAGAUAUAGCUAUAGACGAGGAACCGCCAGCGCGCUUUAGAAAGAAUGGAUAUCCAUUCACCACCCGAAAGACGUCAAAAAGGGUGGGAGGCCUUGAGGCUCGCUGCGGGCCUAAACGACCUCUCGUCGCUAAAACCUCGACAGGGACAAAAGAAGAGCGGGGAUGA
Messenger RNA from Microsporum canis CBS 113480, 378 nucleotides. RefSeq lists its product as uncharacterized. The record is from RefSeq and is a predicted model, not a curated record. Lineage: Eukaryota; Fungi; Ascomycota; Eurotiomycetes; Onygenales; Arthrodermataceae. The transcript has 2 exons. The coding region runs from base 1 to 378 and encodes 125 amino acids.